Messenger RNA from Rubroshorea leprosula, 688 nucleotides. The record is from the annotation of a GenBank genome assembly. NCBI's taxonomy places the organism in Eukaryota, Viridiplantae, Streptophyta, Magnoliopsida, Malvales, Dipterocarpaceae.
AAUAUUAGAUGGCUCUGAUAGCAACAGUAGAUGGCUUCUGUAGCAGUAGCAGAUCACUCUGGCAACAGCAAUAGAGCAGAUGGAUACAGCAGCAGCAAAGUAGAUGCAUCCAGUCGCAGCAGAGUAGAUGGCUUCGGCAGUUGGAUCUGGUAGCAACAGAAUAGAUGGAUCCGGCAGCAGCAAAGUAGAUGCAUCUAGUAGUAGCAGAGCAGAUUGCUUCGGCAGCAGCAAAGAAGAUGGAUUCGGCAACAGUAGCAGCAGCAAAGAAGAUGGAUUUGGUAGUAGCAGCAGCAGCAACAGAGCAGAUGGAUCUAGCAACAGUAGAGUAGAUGGCUUCAGUAGUCGCAAAGUAAAUGUCUUCGGUAGCAGUAGCAGAGCAUAUGGAUCCGACAAUAGCAGAGGAGAUGGAUUCGACAGCAAGCUUCGACAGUAGCUACAGCAGAGGAAACCAAGAAGGUGAGAUGAGGGUGAGAGAUGGGUGAGCCGCAGACAAAGAUUGAGAGUGAGACCGUGAGUGAUUGAUGAGAAUUAAAAUAAAUUAGGGUUAGGGUUAAAUGUAGGGGAAUGGGUUGGGUUGGGUUGGGUUGGAUAGUAUUGGGUUAAGUUUAAUUGUAAUUGGAUUGGAUUUGGGUUUGGGUUUGGGUUUGGGUUUAGGUUUGAGUUUAAAGAAUAAAUUAAUUUUAAAAUA